AUGAUAGACGGCUUUCUUGUAUCAUACCCCGCCUUUUACGGAAACUACUUGUACAUCCCCAAAUCUUAUGUCGACAAAACAGAAACCGAAAUCACCAAUUUGUCAGUAAUCGAUGUACUCAGCAAUGUGGGUGGUAUAUACGUUAUUGCAAUAGCUAUUUACCGAUUCUUAUACGGCACAAAUGAAAUAAGUCCAUGGGGUCUGAUCCAAAAUCUGCCGUACAUCCGUCACAGAGUUAGGUCCGUCCUGCACAACAGUCUAAGUCCCAAUAUCCCAUUUACAGGCUCUGCAUUAUCAAAAGAUCUUUCGGCUGACGAGAAAGUUGUAGCAAUAGAACAGAGACAGCUUGUAUUAGAAUUGUUUUUAAAGGAAUACGUUGUGAAUGUAAACAACAUCGCAUACGACAAAAUGUUUGUCAAUACCAGAUUGUAA
This is a messenger RNA of Paraglomus brasilianum, 432 nucleotides long. The record is from the annotation of a GenBank genome assembly. Lineage: Eukaryota; Fungi; Glomeromycota; Glomeromycetes; Paraglomerales; Paraglomeraceae.